GGUUUGAAGUUGCAAAGUGGAUGGCUUACUCUGGUGCUAAGACCAUUGUUCUUGUUGCUCGCUCCAAACUAUCAGAGUCAAAAUUAAGUGAAGUUUCCCAACUGAUGAGUUUGACUGGAGCCAAUAUAAUUCUUCACCAAGCAGAUGCUUCCAGUUCAAAAUGUAUGAAAGCCUUACAACAAAGACUUAACACCCUUCCAAGUGUUGCGGGCAUUGUGUACACAGCAAUGGUCCUUAAGGACGAGCUUAUACCAAGUCUGAAUACAAACCACUUUAGGGAUGUUGCCGCACCCAAAAUCAAAGGUGCAUUCUUGUUACAUGAGAUGAGCUUGCAAAUGGACCUUGAUUUUUUUGUUCUGUUCUCAUCAAUUGCAUCGCUGCUGGGGAAUCCAGGUCAAGCUUCCUACGCAGCGGCCAAUGCUUUCUUGGAUGGUCUGGCACAACAUCGACAGCACUUUCUCGGUCUCCCGGCAGCAUCCAUAAACUGGGAACCUAUCAAAGGCCCUGGUGUUCUACAACGCGAAGAAGCCAUUGCUGAGCAUCUUUCCAGGGCAGGGUACUUUCUGUUGCCCUCAGCGCAAGGUAAACCCUAAACAAUGCAACAACAAUACGAUGUACAA
Molecule: messenger RNA, 620 nt
Organism: Orbicella faveolata
Lineage: Eukaryota; Metazoa; Cnidaria; Anthozoa; Scleractinia; Merulinidae
Product: non-reducing polyketide synthase yanA-like
Source: RefSeq, a predicted model, not a curated record